UGAGGGGCCGCGGGCGGACAAGGCGCACCUGAGCCCCCCCCAUCCGGCCGCAGAAAUGAGUGGUGGAUUGGCACCAAGUAAAAGCACCGUGUAUGUUUCCAACUUGCCCUUCUCACUGACAAACAAUGACUUAUAUAGGAUAUUCUCCAAGUACGGAAAAGUUGUGAAGGUUACCAUUAUGAAAGACAAAGAUACAAGGAAAAGUAAAGGGGUCGCAUUUAUUUUGUUUUUGGAUAAAGAGUCAGCACAAAACUGCUCCAGAACCUUGAACAAUAAACAGUUGUUCGGCCGAGUAAUAAAAGCCAGCAUCGCUAUCGAUAACGGAAGAGCUGCAGAGUUCAUUCGAAGACGUAAUUACUUUGAUAAAUCCAAGUGUUAUGAAUGUGGGGAAACAGGGCACUUGAGUUAUGCUUGUCCUAAAAAUAUGCUCGGAGAACGCGAACCACCCAAAAAGAGAGAUAAAAAGAAAAAAAAGAAAAUAGUUGAGCCAGAGGAAGAAAUUGAAGAAGUGGAAGAAAGCGAAGACGAGGGAGAAGACCCUACUCUUGAUAGCCUCAGCCAGGCCAUAGCUUUUCAGCAAGCUAAAGUGGAGGAAGAGCAGCAGCACUGGAAACCUACUUCAGGAGAACCUUCAACGUCGGAUGACUCUAGGCGGCCGCGGAUAAAGAAAAGUGCAUAUUUCAGCGAUGAGGAAGAACUCAGUGAUUGAAGCUGGUAUGUCUCGUGUAUCUUUUUGGAAAUACAGUGAGACUUUUCAUUGGCACUUCAAACUGCCACGGGAACCCGAAGAGUGGAACAGAAAAGUGUAGGUAAUGUUAAAAGAAGUAAGAAUGUUAAGUGUGAAGAGAAAUUUCACGACAGCUCUAUUGACCGCAAAUGAAAUUCAUUUGUAUUCAAUGUCUACUGUGUGCUGAGCACUGUACUAGACACUUGGAGGGUAAAAUAAGUAUAGAAGACACAGACUACCCUUGAGGAGUUUACAUUCUGAAAGGGUUCAUUGAGCUGCAGAGUUCAGAAAUGCACUUUUAAAGUUGAUUACAUUGGAGAAACAGAUGUUUCGUAGACUUCCGAUAUGUUGAAUAACUACGUUAUUUGGAAACAUGCUCUUUGUUCAGAUUGCCUGGAGAUCUUUGUUUUUAAAGAUCAAUGAACAUUUUUUGGUUCUGAAGUGUAAUUUGUAUUUUUAAGUGAUUUUUAUUUUAAUAAAUACUUGAAAAUUAGCUCUGCCCAA
Tachyglossus aculeatus (Australian echidna) is the source of this 1231-nucleotide messenger RNA. RefSeq names its product zinc finger CCHC-type and RNA binding motif containing 1 (gene ZCRB1). Gene Ontology annotation, cellular component: U12-type spliceosomal complex. NCBI's taxonomy places the organism in Eukaryota, Metazoa, Chordata, Mammalia, Monotremata, Tachyglossidae. The transcript is spliced from 8 exons. Gene Ontology annotation, biological process: mRNA splicing, via spliceosome. Gene Ontology annotation, molecular function: zinc ion binding; RNA binding. The record is from RefSeq and is a predicted model, not a curated record. Bases 56 to 709 code for a protein of 217 amino acids.